UCGUUGUUCGUUUAUAUUUUUCUCAGGAUUAUCGUCAUUGUUCGUUCGUUUCCCUGUAUUGUCGUCGUUUCAAAUCUUGUAGAUCUCGAAGUCGUUCGUUCUCCGCUUCACCUCGACGGCAGGUUGUUCCUUAUCAGCCGAGAAGAAAAAAAAAAAUGUCCAUUGAAGAUAAGGACGCAGACAAAGUCGUGUUGUUGGUGGAUAAUACGGCACGAUUGGUUGCCAAGGAAGGUAGGGAAUAUGAGGAAAAGUUAAUGUCAUAUCAUCUGAAAACAGGAACACUCACAUUUUUGAGUAGCUCAGACCCUGAUCACGCAUAUUACCAGAAAAUGCUAUCUGAAUACCGUCGCCAACCAGCGGAACCGUUUGCUUUGGCUCGGGAACCUCUCAAUUUGAAAUCCCUUCCUGAAGGGAUCACGCGCAAGGAGCUUCGUUGUAUUAAGCUCACAACGCUGUUUUUUGCGCGGUAUGGUGGGUUUUUCUCUUGGGAGUUGAUAAACAGAGUUGGUAUGGAAGGUGAGUUUGGCUUUCUCAAGCCAACUGAUAACCGGUACAAAUAUUACACAGAGUUUUAUGCUGCGUAUAUAGCCCUAAUUAAGUGGUCGGAAAAGCCUGAUGCAACACCAAAAGUUCUUGUGGAUGGUUUCUUCCAUCUUCUUCAAGAAGCUGAGGAGGAGGAGGAAGAGGGAAUGGAGAAGAUGUUUGAUUUAGGUGUCCUUGAGUAUCUUGCUAAUAUUGGCGACAAAGAUCGUCUACCAGCUGGACAUCUUUUUGCGAACCGACCAACUGUGCCGGCUUCGCUGCUUGAAUUUCCUUCAGUGCGGAGGAGGAUGCAACCAACUACUCCUCAGGAACCAGUACCAAAGAUGUCUUUGUGAGAGAACUUGGUGGGAGAAAGAUUGAUAAGAGAAGCCUUGUGGAUGCACGGCAAUGAACUGAUUUUUAUUUUUUUAAUCUCUUUUUUACUCUUGUUCAAUAAAAUCUCUUUUUUACUCUUGUUUCAAUAAAUGGUGUCGAAGAACCCAUCUAUCUACACUACUUGAUACUCAUGUUUUGAGUUGAGUAAUAUUCAUGUUUUAAAUAAAAUUUAUUUCCUCUA
Molecule: messenger RNA, 1099 nt
Organism: Eutrema salsugineum
Lineage: Eukaryota; Viridiplantae; Streptophyta; Magnoliopsida; Brassicales; Brassicaceae
Product: probable splicing factor 3A subunit 1
Exons: 2
Coding region: 156-878 (240 amino acids)
Biological process (GO): mRNA cis splicing, via spliceosome; regulation of alternative mRNA splicing, via spliceosome
Cellular component (GO): catalytic step 2 spliceosome; U2 snRNP; U2-type prespliceosome
Molecular function (GO): RNA binding
Source: RefSeq, a predicted model, not a curated record